AUAGCAAAAGAGAUAUAUGUAUUACCGGUUUCUCGAUAAACAUGCUUAAAGUCGACAAAGUAGUUUUAAAGCUGUUUAAAUACUUCUUGGGAGCUUUUGUCCCCGGUUGGUGUCACGAGGCGUGCCCGGCGUUCCCCGUGCUCUAUAUAAACGAGCGCGCUUAUUUCUUUUCACAUCGUGUUUUCUAAAAGCACAGAUAAGAGGCGUCAACAUGAAGACAAUACUAGCUUUGCUGUUUGUCGCUGCGGUGGCCGCGUAUACCCAGGCGCAGGAGUUGGAAUACCAUCCCCAAGCCAUCAUGCAUUAUUUGGAGAUGGAAGAUCGUGAAAUGGUAAGCAAGGUUCGCAGUGUUCUCAAAAUGAACGACGCGGAACCCAAACCCACCGUACCCGCCACUGGAAUGCCACCGAAAUUCAAAAUCUGCAUAGGAUUGGCCGUCAUAUGUCACAAGACAGCUAAAGACGAUGCUUGCCGGCAUCUAAAGUGCAUCGAAUUAACUAGCAAGUGUUUUGCGAAGGCUGGUCUGACGAUCGAGGACCUACCCGAGAAUAUGAAAAAAUGUCUGCCGAUCAUCCCUUGUUGCUUGGUGGGUAGCGGGUCAUGCGAGGAGAAGCUGUGUUGCUUCAUGAGGUAUGGAGAAUGCUUGAAGGAACUUGGAGACAAGGAAGAGUAACUUUCUCCACUGACCCUAAAACCGAAAAAAAACCGUGAUAGAGCCUGCACGAUAACCGACAGUAGUUUUGUAUCGAUAUCAAGUUGUCAUGAGUGAACAAAUGUUGCAUUAAAAGAGCCUGAUUGUUAUAAA
Messenger RNA from Orbicella faveolata, 805 nucleotides. RefSeq lists its product as uncharacterized. The record is from RefSeq and is a predicted model, not a curated record. Lineage: Eukaryota; Metazoa; Cnidaria; Anthozoa; Scleractinia; Merulinidae.